GUCACAGGCUGAUGUGAUGCGGCUCACUGACCGGCUCUGUCUGUGUGUCUGUCUGUGUCUGUGUCAGGAGGAGUAAGUAUGAUAUCCUGAUGGAGUCCACGUCUAACCUCCUCUCUGAGCUGCCUGACAAGACCGGCAUCAUGAUGAAGAUCCGCGAGCAGCUGCGUGUGAGCGAGCGCACCUUCAAGCGCGUGUAUCAGUACAUGUUGGCCGCUAAGAUGGUGAGCGUGGUGAGGAUCCCUCUGAAGGAGCUCGACCCUGGCGGAGGCCCCUUCAAAACGCUUCGAGGCACUGACGUGUUCGUGCGCUGUCUGAAGCUGCUGAAGCCGUACGGACAGAAGGAGGCGGAGGAGGAGGAGGACGAGGAGAACAACGAUGAAGACGGAGAUGCGUGCGCCAGGAGGAGCGUCCUCGGCGAGCCGCGCAUCAUCGAGCGAGACAUGCUCACGCAGGCCUACGACAUCGUGGUGUCGACCGGGACCAGAGGGAUCUCUCAGUCGGCGCUGCGAGGACGACUCAACCUCGGGAAGCUGGAGGGACGCAUGAUCUGCAGAUUACUGGAGCGAAUCGGCAUGAUCAAGGGCUUCAUGGAGGACGAGGGCCGGCAGAGAACCACCAAGUACAUCAGCAAGCUGUUUGUGGAGCAGAGUCAGCUCAACCAGCAGUUCACUAAAGAGCGGCAGCGCAGCCAGCACCUGCGCGUCACACACCUCUCCGAACCCGAGCCCCAGAGCCGAGCGGAGCCGGGGCCCCCCGCCGGGGCCCCUGAGCAGCAAGUGAAGAAAGCACCGCAGAAAACACACGUACCCAAGCAGCUCAAACAACCCAAACUCAGCUUCAGCAAUCAGGCCACGCCCCCCAAAAAGAAGUCCUCGGCGCGAGUGGGCGGGGCUAAAGCCUCUCAGGAGGCUGAGGCUGCUGACUCCGCCCCCAGCACGAGAGCCAGCCAAUCACAGCAGCCGGAGGAUACUCAGUCCGUGAUCGUGGAGGUGCUGACGGAGAAGUCGAAGAAGGCGGAGGUUCACGAGACGUAUCGCCUGCUGAAACGCAAGAACAUGAUCAUCGAGGCGGUGCGCUGCAGCAAGAUCAUCGAGGGCUUUUACACGCUGCAGAAGCUGCUGACGGAGGAGGAGAAGAAGGACGGCAUCAGCACUAAAGUGUGUAAGAAGAGCGUGGUGAGGCUGAUCCGCUCGCUGUCUCGAGAGGGGCUUCUCAAACUCUACAGGACCAUCGUCAUACAGGACGGAGUGCAGAAGAAGGUGGAGUUCGUGGUUCACCCGUCUGUGACGCCUGAUGAUCCGCUGCUCAAAAGUGCUAUAGAGCAGAUCCGCCUGCGCAUGUCCAGCUCUGCCUCGGCCUCCCGCGCUGAGCCUCAACCGGAGAAGCCGAAGCCCAGCGCUCCGGAGGGGAAAGAGAGUAAAGCGUCGCGAGCGUCUCAGAGCAGCGGCCUGAAGAAAGUGUCCGAGCAGAUGGGCGUCAAAGCACUGAAGUCCUUCAAGCCGGUGCUGGUUCCAGGACUCGGCCGCUCCAUGGGCUUCCUGCCCAAGAUGCCCCGUCUGCGCAUGGUGCACUCCUUCCUGUGGUACCUGAUCCACGGCCAGCCGCUGCGCCGCUGUGCUCCGGACGCUCCGCCGCCAGAGGAGGACCCCUGUGUGACUGAAGGACAGUUCAGGGUGUUCGUGAAGGAGAACAGCUGGAAGAGGUACAUUCCUCCCAUCCCGCUGCACAAGGACUUCGGCUUCGGCUGGGCUCUCAUCAGUGAUGUUCUGGUGUCUCUGCCGCUCAGUGUCUUCAUGCAGGUCGUGCAGGUCAACUACCAGGUUGAGGGUUUGGAGCAGUAUCUGAAAGAUCCAGUGAAGCAGCAUUAUCUGAUCCGAUUCCUGCCUGCUGAGAUUAAACGACAGCUGCUGCACAAGAGGAAGUACAUCUUCAGUUUCCACGAGAGUCUGCAGCGGUUGUGUUUCAUGGGUCUGCUGCAGUUUGGCCCCACUGAGAAGUUCAUGGAUAAAGACCAGGUGUUUGUGUUCCUGAAGUCGAAGGCCAGGAUCGUGGACACGACGGUGUGUGACCCGCACUAUAACAUGGCCAUCGAGAGCCUGCGUCCGUUUGAGAGGAGACACUACGUGUUCAGCAGCGCGCAGGAGGUGGAGAACUACUGGUUCGACCUGCUAUGUGUGUGUCUCAACACUCCUCUAGGUGUGAUCCGGCCGCGUCCAAGCGGAGAUGCAGCGGAGAUGGAGGAAUCUGAUGUUGUCAUGGCAACGGAGCGUAACUCCAGGCUGCUGUACACGUUACAGGGCAGUUGUGAUGUGGUGGAUGAUGGCUUUACCCCCGGUGACGGGCAGGGAGCAGGCGGACUGGACUCAUCCUUCUUCAGCCAUCUGAAACGCAACUGGACCUGGACCAGUCACCUGAUCAACCCCAGCAAACAGAGCACUGAAACCCAAAAGACAGGAACCCAUCCUACGGUCAGACUGAGGAACCUGCUGUCCAAACUCCCUCCGCCCAAACCUGCCACGCUCACCGCGGCUCAGAGCGGCGUGAAGGCGGCGCCCCCUGCUGUCCUGGAGGAGGAAGUGCGCACCAGCUCAGAGCCGUCCAGCAGGAACCAGGAGGUGCGCGGAGGACGAAACCUCAAACGCAAGAGAGAGAAGAAGGAGAGCAGCAAACCCGCCCGCAAGAAGAAGAGAGUGUCAGGGCGCGUGAGCAGACAGAGCCAGGCUCAGGACGAGACGGACCGCCGCGCUCUCCUGCAGAUGACCAGACAGAGAGUCACCUGGACACACAUGGAGGACAGCCUGCUGAUGCUAUGCCGCGUCGCCAGCCACUUCCUCAACCGCAAGCUGAAGAGGCGGUUCGUGCCCUGGACGGUGGUGCGUGACGUGCUGCAUGCUGAGUUUGAGUUAUCUCUGGAUAAAACAUCGCUGUCUGUCGGCCGGCGCGCACGCUACAUCAUGAAGAACCCGCAGACCUGCCUGAACUACAGGAUUUGUCUGGCUGAGAUGUAUCAGGAUAAAGAGCUGAUGGCCAAAUUCAUGAACUGGACUGGCGACUAUAAUGAUGUGAAGGUGUGUGCUGCGGAGUAUAAGGAGUUUGUUCGCUCUCUGAGGUCAAAGUUCAGCACCAGCUACGGCUCCAGCGACGUCAUCAUACCAGACACCAGAGAGCAGCUCUUCAACAAGUUUAAAGUGUUCGCUAUCGCAGACGGAUCAACUGAACGCACUAAAGACAUCAUCAAGAGGAAGGAGGACAUUCAUGUUCUGGUGCUGUUUAAUUUGAUUCAGAGCACACUAGUGCUCACCAACGCCCAGAUGAAGAACUACAGGCCCUUCCAGACGUUCUGUCUCUACACGCGCUACAGGGAGGAGGUUUUGUCUCAGGCCUUCCAGACGUGUCGUAAUCGUGCGCUAGUGAACCGCCGGCGGCCCACGUCCAUCUACGGCCUGAAGAAGUGCCACGCGCUGCCUUUCCUGCCCAUGUCCUACCAGCUCUCACAGCACUACUACAAGUUCUUCACGUGGCGUUUCCCCAGCACCAUCUAUAACGAGGCGUUCGAUCUGCUGACGGGUUUGUGCGAGGCCGGCGGCAGCGACAGACCCAACAGCUUCUCCUUCCAGAAGGAGCCGGAGACGGACGAGGACGAGACGCAGGGCAUGCUGCAGUUCCCCAUGGACGCUCCGGGGGGCGCCAGCGCCUGCUGCCUGACCCUCAUGACCCUGGGGCUGCUGUCUGUGGACAUCAGCAUCCCGCAGCAGAUCGUGGUGGUGGACAGCACGCUGAUGGACAGCGACGUGGUCAAGAGUCUCACUAAAGCGCUGGAGGAGGAAGAAGAGGAGGAGGAUGACGAGAGGAAGAGGAGGCUGGAGGUCAAACCCACUCAGGCGUCUCACACUAAUUACCUGCUGAUGAGGGGAUAUUACACACCUGGAGUCCUGCGCUCACAGACACACAACUCCAACAGCACCGACAGCAUCAUGGUCAACACCUGCAACGUCCACCUGCAGCUGAGACAGACGCCCACAAACACACUCUUCAGCAGCAGCGGUCAGCACAAA
Sinocyclocheilus anshuiensis is the source of this 4055-nucleotide messenger RNA. It is a transcript of the gene gtf3c1, whose product is annotated as general transcription factor IIIC subunit 1. NCBI's taxonomy places the organism in Eukaryota, Metazoa, Chordata, Actinopteri, Cypriniformes, Cyprinidae. Gene Ontology annotation, molecular function: DNA binding. Gene Ontology annotation, biological process: transcription initiation at RNA polymerase III promoter; 5S class rRNA transcription by RNA polymerase III. The record is from RefSeq and is a predicted model, not a curated record. The transcript has 28 exons. The annotation marks the transcript as partial. Gene Ontology annotation, cellular component: transcription factor TFIIIC complex.